Blumeria graminis f. sp. triticale is the source of this 660-nucleotide messenger RNA. The record is from the annotation of a GenBank genome assembly. Lineage: Eukaryota; Fungi; Ascomycota; Leotiomycetes; Helotiales; Erysiphaceae.
AUGCAGACCUUCAGAGCAGUUUUCGUGGCAGCACUUAUCUCCCUCUCUGAGGCAGUUCGCCUUACAAACACAGCCGAUCAAUAUAGUGAUGUCAAGGCUGGAGAGCCAUACAAGAUAACUUGGGAGAACGCAUCAGGACCUGUUACUAUAUUGUUGAAGAAUGGACCCUCUACUCACCUUCAGACCGUUUCUACCAUCGCCUCCGGCCAAACUGGAAAUUCUUACGAAUGGACUCCACCUUCCACCCUUAAGACAGAUAAAUACGCUUUCGAGAUAACUGACUCCGGAGAGCCAAACUACUCUGUUCAAUUCACCAUCACCGGUGAUGACACUCCAGACCCUAUGACCUCAUCUCAACCAAUUCGGGCAACUGGAACCGGAACCGGGCACCCAGCUCCCUCUGGAAUGAGUAGCUACACUUCAAGAAUUUCUAAUGCAACCUCCACAAUGACUGGUACCUACCCAACUGGUUCAGGUGGAUACUCCGGAGGCCCAUCCAACACCACAGUUCCUCACGUGUCAUCUACAUACAUGACUUCAACUAUCGCAGCAAGCCCAAGUUCUACUACUGUACCUGCUGAUGCCAACAAUGCCAACGGGAUCUCAUCACCACUCGCACUAGUUCUGUCGACCUUCUUUGCGUUCAUGUUCCUCCAUUAA